This is a messenger RNA of Manis pentadactyla (Chinese pangolin), 660 nucleotides long. RefSeq names its product thyroid hormone responsive (gene THRSP). The record is from RefSeq and is a predicted model, not a curated record. Lineage: Eukaryota; Metazoa; Chordata; Mammalia; Pholidota; Manidae. Gene Ontology annotation, cellular component: cytosol. Gene Ontology annotation, biological process: regulation of lipid biosynthetic process.
AGCAGUCAAGGAGGGCUGAAAUGACGGACAAACAGCUGGCAGGUCUGUCCCCAAGCAGAUAGGUUGCUUGAUAUGGACAUUGGUGCCCAAACCCUGGGAUUAGCCUGAAACAGAGCUGUGUUGACCCACCAGCUGGACCUUAGCAUCCUGUCAACUGCCAUCACAUUCAGACAGCCUAGACAUAGUGCUCGGUGGUUUGCAGGACUCAGCAUGGAUAUGGCAGCAGCUGUGCAAGUGUGAGCCAGGCAGCACUCCAAGAAUGGCCAUGUCCUGGCCCAGUACUUGGCAGUGGUGUGAAAUGUGGGGCAGGUGGUGAUGAUCCCCAGCCUUCUGCGGGAUGUGCAGCUGAAUGCACAUGGGCACCAGGCCCAGCUGGGCCCUGAUCCCUACACCAACUUCACCCGGCUCUAGGCCAUCCACGUGGAUGUGGACUGUGGGCUGCUGCCCAGGGACGAGCGGCAGGCCAAGAUGGCAGAUGGCAAAGCUGAUGAGGCUGAGGAUGAAGCUGCAGAAGAGGAAGCCAAGGAGGAGAGGGUGCCAGGACAGCUGGACAUGCAGUUCCACUUGCACUUCUCCAGCCUUCAUCACAUCUAUCACUUCACCCUGAAAGCUUAGGAGGUGAUGAGGAAAUAGCAGGACAUAAUGGGGCAGGCCAUGUAG